AUGGAGCUGUCCAAAAGAACUUACAUGCAGUUUGGAGGAACUUUGCUGUCAAUUGCAGGAUGGGUUCUGUCCUGUGUUACCACGUUUGUGCCACUUUGGAAAAACUUGAAUUUAGAGUUGAAUGAAUUAGAAAACUGGACUAUGGGUUUAUGGCAGACCUGCGUUGUUCAAGAAGAAGGAGGAAUGCAAUGCAAGGACUUUGACUCCUUUUUGGCUCUGUCAGCUGAACUCAGGAUUUCCAGGAUUUUGAUGUGCUUAUCUGUUGGCUCUGGGAUUCUCGGUCUCUCCAUCUGUGGCCUUGGCUUGGAAUGUGUAAACAUUGGGGAGCGAAGACAGGAGUCCAAAAAUCGCCUUUUACUUCUUGGAGGCAUACUGCUUUGGAUAGCAGGUCUGAGUGCCUUGGCCCCAGUCUCCUGGGUGGCUUAUGACACUGUCCAAGAAUUCUGGGAUGAAACUAUUCCAGACAUUGUCCCAAGGUGGGAGUUUGGUGAAGCUUUGUUCAUGGGCUGGUUUGGAGGGUUCUUCCUCCUAGUUGGUGGCACUCUACUUGCAUCUUCCUACUGCUUUUUACCUUCUGACCCAAAAACUGCAUGUUACACACCUACAAAGCAUCAUAAACAGUAUCUAUCUGUAGACUCCAAAUACCCAGACCUGACUGUAUAA
Molecule: messenger RNA, 663 nt
Organism: Nanorana parkeri
Lineage: Eukaryota; Metazoa; Chordata; Amphibia; Anura; Dicroglossidae
Product: putative claudin-24
Exons: 1
Coding region: 1-663 (220 amino acids)
Biological process (GO): cell adhesion; bicellular tight junction assembly
Cellular component (GO): bicellular tight junction; plasma membrane
Molecular function (GO): structural molecule activity
Source: RefSeq, a predicted model, not a curated record